Molecule: messenger RNA, 453 nt
Organism: Cajanus cajan (pigeon pea)
Lineage: Eukaryota; Viridiplantae; Streptophyta; Magnoliopsida; Fabales; Fabaceae
Source: RefSeq, a predicted model, not a curated record
AUGGUUAUGGUUCACUUUGUUCUUGCUGUUGCGGCGACAAAGAAGUGGGAAUUGUAUCAAAUAGACGUCCACAAUUCUUUCCUUCAUGACAUCAUUCAAGAAGCAGGCCUACUUGGUGCACAACCCGUGGCUACACCUCUUGAGCAGAAUCAACUUGGACUAGCCAUUAGAUGCUACAUUGAUCAACUUGACAGGUAUCAACGCCUUGUUGGGCGCCUCAUAUACUUGUGUUUCACCAGACCGGAAUUGUCCUACUGUGUCCAUACCUUGUCGCAAUUCAUGCAACAACCGCGUGAAGAACAUUAUAAUGCAGCCAUUCGAAUGGUGAUAUACCUCAAAGGAAGUCCUGGGCAAGGAAUUCUCCUCAAAAGCACAUAUGAUUUCCAACUGCAUGGAUGGUGUGACUCCGACUGGGCCGAAUUUCCAUUAACUCGGCGUUCAACUACUAGGUGA